AUGCACUCUCAUAGAGGAGCGAACAGUGUCCUCACUCAGAGUCCCUGGAACCACGCAAAGAAUAGCCACUAUGACACGGUAUUUCAGUAUCUACAAGAUCACCCAAGCAUAGCCUCCACCCUAGCGAUCGCGAUACUCGUCUUCGUUGCCUUGACUCAGUCUGGAUCGAUUCCAGCCACGGUAGCUCGAGCAUUGUGGGACGUCAUCGUCUAUAUGACGCCUUCUCGAGUAGUCGCCGCCCUAGACAAAACCGCAAAUUCAACCCCGAUCGACGAAAGUGCCGGUCCGAUGACAUUCGAAGCUAAGAGCGAAGCGAUGAAACGGAUCCUCAGACUCGACAACUCCUCGCUUUCCUCCCUUAUCCCCCGAGCUCCAACACUCCCGGGCUUCGGCACUACACUCCUCGGCAACAAGGACAGUCUACCUCCGGGUCUGGGCAACUGGGACAACUCGUGCUACCAGAACAGUAUCAUACAAGGGUUCGCUUCGCUGAAGUCGCUAGCGACAUUUUUGGGACGGAACAUCGAUUUAUUCGGGGCAAAGGGAACAUUCUCGACACAUCAGGCGCUCAAGGGCAUCAUAGAACAGCUGAAUAGCCCCCACAGCUACGGGCAGCGAUUAUGGACUCCGGCGGAUUUGAAAUCGAUGAGCAGUUGGCAGCAACAAGACGCACAGGAAUAUUUUUCGAAGGUUAUCGAUCAGGUAGACUACGAGAUACAGCAGGCUACACGGAAACAGACCCGGAACCUCGGAUUGAAGGUGGCAAGCCCGCAAGAAAAUGUGAUCGGGGCUGGGUCUACGCAGGAAGCAAAUUUGGAUAAUUCCGUCGGGGCUCGGAUCGCCGAAAUACGCUCCUUCGGAAACCCAUUGGAAGGUCUGCUGGCACAGCGAGUGGGCUGCAUGCAAUGCGGUUGGACCGAGGGUCUAUCCCUUAUUCCAUUCAAUUGCCUAACGGUGCCACUUGGGGCGGGCUAUGAACACGAUGUUCGUGAUUGUCUCCAGGACUAUAUGGAUUUAGAGCCUAUUGAAGGGGUGGAGUGUGCGAAGUGUACUUUGUUGCACGCUCAAAAACAACUCCAGAAUUUACUUAAGCAGAUCGAGGAGGAUAAGUCGCUUUCGAACACACCCGAUUCACCUAGUGUAUCUGAAGCGCUGAAGAAUUCGGCGCAGGAACGAUUGCAGGCUGUCGAGGAGGCCCUCGAGGAGGAGGAUUUUGCGGAGAAGACUCUCUCUAAGAAAUGCAAUAUCCCUUCGAAGAACCGUGUUUCCUCCACGAAGUCCAGGCAAGCUGUGAUUGCAAGGCCGCCGAAAUGCCUUGUCGUUCACAUCAAUCGAAGCUUGUUUGAUGAAAUGACGGGAAUGCUUCGAAAGAAUUACGCCGCUCUGAAGUUCCCGAAGAUCCUUGAUAUGGGCGAGUGGUGCCUAGGAGCGGCUGCCGGUAGCGAAACGUGGGAGAUGGAUCCGAGAGAGUCGAUGCUCGCACAAGCCGCCAAGAUCGCGGACGCCCAUGGACAACUAUAUGAAUUACGAGCGGUAAUCACGCACUACGGCCGCCAUGAGAACGGUCACUAUAUCUGUUAUAGAAAGUACUCUUCAGAUGCAUUCCCGGCCGACGUUCCGGAGUCAGUCAUCGAGCAAGACGGUGAAAAGCAGACGACCGAGCGCUGGUUCCGGCUGAGUGACGAGGAUGUGCAGAUGGUCAGCGAGUCCAACGUUAUGGCGCAGGGAGGUGCCUUCAUGCUCUUUUAUGAAGCCGUGGAUCUAUCUUCUCUCCCCGCUGGAACUGACGAGCCAGAUUUUGCGGAGGUGGAGAACUCAGUACCUACCUCGGGUGCUGCCACGGAGGACAUGUCGACAACAUCGACGACCACCGACGACUCUCAAACAUCUCAAUCCACAAGCGUUUCCACGCCUGAGAAGGCAGGUCUUCCAGUCGAGAAUGCACGGCCUGUUCCGGACAUCGAUUGA
Aspergillus bombycis is the source of this 1968-nucleotide messenger RNA. RefSeq names its product ubiquitin-specific protease UBP1. Bases 1 to 1968 code for a protein of 655 amino acids. Gene Ontology annotation, biological process: protein deubiquitination. Gene Ontology annotation, cellular component: cytosol; nucleus. Lineage: Eukaryota; Fungi; Ascomycota; Eurotiomycetes; Eurotiales; Aspergillaceae. The transcript has a single exon. The record is from RefSeq and is a predicted model, not a curated record. Gene Ontology annotation, molecular function: cysteine-type endopeptidase activity; cysteine-type deubiquitinase activity.